GAGAAACAUCCUCACUCCCCACAACCCGUCCGCACUCCACCAUUCCACCUGCUUCUAGAAGUCUCCAGCGCCUCGCCUCCACCGCGCCAAUGGGGAAGAGCGAGGCUACGCCGACGGCGACGAAGGGGGAAGGGGAGAAGGUGAUGGUGCUGACGAUGCUCGAGGUGGAUCCCGCCACCGAGGACCCUGACCUCCUCGACGCCAUCAGGAAGAAGAACAGUGCUGCCCUGACCUCCAUUCUUGAUCCCCGUGGCGACCUCUCCGCCAAAGACAGUUCAAAUGCAGCUGCUGCUGUUUGGUAUUUCGUCAUGAAUGGCCACCACAUAACUGGCAAUCUGAACCUGCUGACGGACCUCACGCCUGUGUGUGACCGUUGGGUCCGUUCUCUCAUUGGGACAGGGCCGCCCAUGCAAGUCUGCGCACGGGGAUCUGUGAACUGCAAUGGGAUCAAGCUCGAUGACGUAUGGUAUGUUCCCGGGGUCACGGUGAACAUGGUGGCGGGUGCCCCUUUUAGCAAUCAGGAAAUUUCACUCACUCUGGAUCGCAGUGCCUUUUCUCUUAAGCGCCCUGAUGGCACAGUAGUCGGCAAAGGAUGUGUUAAAGGCAAUCUGUAUGAAGUAGACUUUCUCGACAUCAGUAGUACAACAGCUCCCUGGUACAUCGUCUCGAAUGCUGCUGAACACAUGACCGGCGACCUGCACCUCCUGAGCAACUUCACCCCCACCCAGCCAGGCCGCCCAGUCCGGACGCACACCGGUGGGAUGCUGCAGGUGCGCGGGAAGGGGUCUCUGAGCUCCACCCAGCUCUCCAUUCCCAGCGUCAGCUACGUCCCAGGGCUCACGGAGAACAUCAUCUCAGUGACCCAGCUCACCCACAGCGGCUUCAGUGUCGCGUUCAGUCCCCAUGGCUGCACCAUCACAAGGAACCGCGAUGGGAAGACGGUCGGCUCUGCGUACCAUGCCGGUGGCCAGCUCUACCGACUCGACUACCUCAGGGUUGCUGACAACAAGUAGCCUGUAUGAGUUGCUGACAGACAUAGUGAACCCAAAGCAGUGAGGUAAUCAGCCCUAUGAGUUGCGAAGAUGAAGAGAGAAAUUUAGUUGCGAAGAGCUUUUUUUGGCUGCAAACGAGUUGUUAGCUGGUUUCCUGUAUGAAAACCUCCUGGGUGCUUCGGUUAAUGUUCAGUUACGAUCCUGAUACUUGCUACUAUGUCUGUAUGGGCAAUACGAUCCUGAUACUUGCUACUAUGUCUGUAUGGGCAAUGGGAUAUUACCGCUAA
Molecule: messenger RNA, 1279 nt
Organism: Triticum urartu
Lineage: Eukaryota; Viridiplantae; Streptophyta; Magnoliopsida; Poales; Poaceae
Source: RefSeq, a predicted model, not a curated record